AUGGCAUUCUCAGGCCUUCCCCGGAGUAAAACCAAGCGACAGGAAAAGAAUCAGGGUCGCAAAUCCUACGCCUACUAUGCUGAGCGCCGGAAGAAACAUCUUGCCAAUGGAUUAACACUCCCUCAAUAUGCCCCCAGAACUAAUGUAUUGGCUGCUUCUGUACGAGGGAAAUGGAAUCGGUUCUGCUCAGAGGCCCACCUCGAUCCGGAUGCCCUGCUUCAAAACCUAACUUCAGCCGAUGUCAAGGCUUGGUUCGAUUGGAUCAAGGAAACUUUCCAGGGUUCAAUCAAAGCCCAUGGUGCGCUCUCAACCUAUUGGAGGAUGCUCAAGAGGCUUUACUUUAUGAAAAAUUCGAAAACAAUGGGCGAAUUGAUGGAAAAAGACUGCAUUAAUUAUAUGAAUAUUGUUAGUAAAGAGAUGGGCCUACGCAAACUCCCACUUCCUAAGCCGACAGAGCAAUCCGUUGACCUUCUCCAUUUUCAAACCACACAUCUUGUUCACUGUAAUGCAGUAUUCGCGGAUGAGAAACAACGGCUCUAUCAUAUGGCCGGCCUUAAUUUAUCCAGCGUUACUGCCUGUCGAUCAGUUUCACUAUUUGAUACAAGAUGUCCCGUUAAUAUUCAACCAGACGGCAAUCCAGUUCUUUCCACCGAAGGUAAUCCGGCUGACGACGAAUCUUUGCUGCUUCCGUCUAGCAGUCAGGACCAGGGACCUCUCAUUGAUUCUGGCUAUGAAUCAAACCAGAGUAAUGAUUCCUGCGAGCGAGAUAAAGAUACAUCCGAUGAGAUGUCUUCUGACAGUUCUGACUUGGAGAGUGACAUUGAUUGCAUGUCAGACUGUUCCAGUGUGACCGACGAUGGAUAUCUUGCCGGUGAUGAUAAUACCGGCACUAUUCUCUGGAGACAUAUCGAUUUCUGUAUAGUGAGAAACCCUGUGCCCGGACGCCCAAACAUCCUCGCCGCCAUUGUGACUCUACUCCAUACAAAGGGAGAGGACCGCAAGCCUCGGAUAUUUGUGAUUGAGCAUGAAGAUAAUUUGAUCUUUGACUUACUGUCACAGCUCCUGGCCAUGGCUUGGCACGACUGCAUUUUUGCCGCCGACCAUAGAGAUGUGGAGGACAUAUACACCUUCCCCAUCCCUUCACAUCGAAGGGGCAUGAAAUUGAAGAUCAAAAGUGAAUGGUUAGAUAGGCCAGUCUUUCGUGAGCCAGAGCACACUUUAAAUGGUUACCGAACAUCAGACAGCCAACCUCUCAAAUCCCAAACUUGGAGCCGCAAUCUUAAACGGACCGGAGAGAAGUCUGGUGAAGAACAGAACCUGACCCAGAAAGUUCUCCGACGUGGCGGCAUCAAUGCCAUUAACGACAAGGCGCCGGCGUCGGUUCGGGACCAGGUUGCUGACCAUGAGUCCAACGCCGUUAAAUAUUACCUGAACGAAGUGGUGAAUUUCGACACCGCCGCUGCAUUCCAUCAACGGCCAUCAAAUGAAGCGGUACAGAGGGAAUUCCGAUCAGCGACCCUCCUCGCAGACAACACUGCUCCCCUGAGUCUGACAGACCAGCAGAAGCGCCGAAUUGCCAGAGACCCCCAAGUCCGGCGACUGCGGAAAGUAUGCCGGGGCCUAACCCAGGCAAUCCGUCAAAGCAAGUACCGAACCGUCAAGGGAGCUAAGGGGACCAAAAUCGGUGAGGAAAAGCGGCAAGCAGAUGCAGAACUUCAUAGCAAACUUACCGAACUUCGACAAAAGGCAAAGGAAAAUAACCGCCGACGGCAUUUUCGAAAUACAGACACGACUCUUUUCAACCAGCGAUAUGCGAAUGGCGCUCAGUCCAAGGAAAGCGAGGCCCAGCACCGCUCUCUCCACUGCUACGAGAUCCCAGAACGCGCAGAGCUGGUGGAUUUACUUUUCUACACCCCACCUGCGAAGACAGAGGAAGAGGCUUUUUUUCGUCGAUUAAGGUACAUUCGCCUCAUGGUCCGGUGGCAGGGUCGGAAAGAAGCUCCUCGUAGGGGACGGCAAGCGGCUGUGGCAGCUGUGCCCCAACCCCACCCAUCCCGGGCAUCCCCGGAAAACACGGUUCCAGAGAAAUAUGACCCGUUACAAUGUCCGUUUUGCCUGGCAGACCAAAGUCUUCCUCCUGCCCAUCGUGAAAAGAAGAAAAGCAAAAUCAAUAAACUCUGGGAUCAUGUGGAGAAUCUACAUAGGGCAGAGCUCGCAGCGUUCGUGACUGGGACUCGACGCUGUGGAUUAUGUGGCCUGAGGAACGUCGAUUUCGUCCCUUGCAGUGUACCGAAUUUCAAGAACCACACCCAGACAGUUCACGGAAUCCGCCUUCGAACGUGA
Molecule: messenger RNA, 2343 nt
Organism: Aspergillus tanneri
Lineage: Eukaryota; Fungi; Ascomycota; Eurotiomycetes; Eurotiales; Aspergillaceae
Exons: 5
Coding region: 1-2343 (780 amino acids)
Source: RefSeq, a predicted model, not a curated record